Messenger RNA from Ficedula albicollis (Collared flycatcher), 1195 nucleotides. RefSeq names its product abhydrolase domain containing 14A (gene ABHD14A). The transcript is spliced from 4 exons. Gene Ontology annotation, cellular component: cytoplasm. Lineage: Eukaryota; Metazoa; Chordata; Aves; Passeriformes; Muscicapidae. The record is from RefSeq and is a predicted model, not a curated record. The coding region runs from base 155 to 1003 and encodes 282 amino acids.
CGGCGGGGCCGAGCGGCGCCGCCAGCGCCGGGCCGGGCUCGGGCUGGGCCGGAGCUGAGCUGGGCAGCGGGGACCGGGACCUGCUCCCCCGCAGCAGCGGGGCUGGGGUCCCUCAGCUCCGCGCUGCCGCUCUCCUUCUGCAGCGGGAGCGGAGAUGCUGCUUGCCCGCAGCCGCCUGGGGCUACUGCUCCUCGGGGCGCUCCUCACUGUCCUCCUGUACCUCUGGCUGCCGGCCGCCCGGCGCUCCCGGUCUCACGAGGGGCAGCCGGGCUGGCGGCUGGGGCUACUGCUCCUCGGGGCGCUCCUCACUGUCCUCCUGUACCUCUGGCUGCCGGCCGCCCGGCGCUCCCGGCCUGACGAGGGGCAGCAGGGCUGGCGGGCGGCCAACGGCACCGUGCGCACGGAGAUGGCUGCGGGCGAGCUCCCCGUGUUCUACAGGGAGGUUCCCGCAGCUGCGGGCCCCGGGAGGCCCGAUGUCCUGUUCCUGCACGGCCAGGCGUUCACCUCCAAGACGUGGGAGGCCUUGGGCACGCUGGCACUGCUCGCUGGAGAAGGCUACCGUGCGGUCGCCAUAGAUCUGCCUGGCUACGGGGAUUCGCCCCCAGUGGACAUGGUGGUGACGGCACAGGGCCGGGGGGCUUUCCUGGACCAUGUCCUCUGGGAGCUGGGCAUGCAGAGGCCUGUUCUCGUCAGCCCCUCCAUGAGCGGCCGCUUUGCCCUGCCCUUCCUCCUGGCACACGGGGACCAGCUGGCCGGCUUUGUGCCCAUCGCGCCCGUGGGCACCAAGGACUACACUGCUGAGCAGUACCGGCGAGUCCAGACACCCACCCUGAUCCUGUAUGGUGACCGUGACACCAGGCUGGCUCCCCAGGCCCUGCAGAACCUCCAGCACCUCCCUGAGCACCGUGUGGCCGUGCUGGCUGGUGCUGGCCAUGCCUGCUACCUGGACAAGCCAGAGGACUUCCACCAGGCCCUGCUGGGCUUCCUGCGCCAGCUGAAGUGAGCACUGCCUCCUCCCUGCCAAGCAGAGGGCCUGGGGCGUCCGAGGGACUGGGAGGCACAAACAGCGGGCAUGAGGGGUGCUGUUCCCUCCGGGCACAUUCCCAGCACGGGCAGGGGGACGACUGGAGCUGUCCCUUGCUGGCAGGACAGGGUGUCGUCUGUCACAAGGCCAAUAAACUGAUGCUGCUCUGGU